AUGACGCCCCAAGUGACGCCCGGUUUCAACCCCGAGUUGACCGUUCACGUGGCCCGCCUCGGCGCGGGCGAGCGGGGACGCGCCCGCGACUCCGCGAUCCCACUGGGCCGACUGAGUGACAGGGGCCCUCCGCAGGCGUGCCGCCCGGCGGGCGGGGUCCAGCCCGAGGUGGCGUGGCUCUGCCGCGCCGUUGCACCGGAUCCACUGACGUCAGUCUGCCUCUCGCGCCCGGAGUCCCCUUGGCUUCACCUUUCUCCCUGCAGGGCUUUCUCGGGUAGCCUCUCGGGGCUGCUUUCGGCCCCGGGCGGGGCGCGCCCUAAAUCGCUGGUGAGGACCUGCGGCUUAGAACUUUCCCGAGUCGUGUGUUUUUGCUCACCGAUAAAACGCAGCUUGUGGACUGUGACCUCUCGCUCCUGCUGGAACUUUCCGAACGCCGGUUUCGGGGCGGGUGUCCGCCGUGCACCCAGUCUUCAAGUCAGCCUCGCAGGAAGCUUUGGAAGAGUCAGAAGUCUUGCUCACCCCACUGUGCCGCUAGCAGCAGAAGCAGUGGGAAGGGUGUUCUCUGAGCUGCCCUGGACAUUCAAGAGUGGCUGUGAACCAGCGGCUAAGGACUUUGUGCCUGAGGGCUUCGAGGUCCAAAUUCCUGGAAUAGCCUUCUGGGUCACUUGAGGGAACAGUGGCAUUGGAAGAGCGACUGCUAUUGAAAUAGCCAAGCGAGGUGGCACAGUUCACCCGGUGUGUCGAGAUAGAGACCAGGAAGGAGGUGCCAAAGGUGAGAUCAUCAGGGAGAGCGGUAACCAGAACAUCUUUCUGCACAUCGUGGCCUUGUCUAAUUCCAAGAAAAUAUGGGAAUUUAUUGAAAAUUUCAAGCAGGAAAAGAAACUCAACAUUCUGGUGUGUGUAAUCUCACGAGUGCCCUGAUCCCUGCCUCAGAGGAAGAACACGACUCCAGAGCGACGACAGUCUCCUCGGGAGGAAUGCUGGUUCAGACACUGAAUCCCAAUGACCUAAGUGAGGAAGGACGGCACUUAAUGGAACUAUGGUCUGUGCAUAAAACAAAUUCAUACAUGGCUGAUGAAUUAUUCCUUCUUGGGGAGAGCCAAGACCAGUUCUGUGGUCUGACAAUUUGAGCAUCACUAACAAAAGGAGCAAGCCAGAUAAACAUCUCUUUCUGCAUUUAUUCUGAUGCCACUCGUCAUGC
Lynx canadensis (Canada lynx) is the source of this 1201-nucleotide messenger RNA. It is a transcript of the gene DHRS12, whose product is annotated as dehydrogenase/reductase 12. The record is from RefSeq and is a predicted model, not a curated record. NCBI's taxonomy places the organism in Eukaryota, Metazoa, Chordata, Mammalia, Carnivora, Felidae. The transcript has 10 exons.